Messenger RNA from Pieris macdunnoughi, 813 nucleotides. NCBI's taxonomy places the organism in Eukaryota, Metazoa, Arthropoda, Insecta, Lepidoptera, Pieridae. The record is from the annotation of a GenBank genome assembly.
AUGCCGCAACCUAACGAGUUUAUUAUGAAUUUUGAAGAUAUCGCCGAGGUCACUAAAGAAUCUGAGCAGGUUAUAAGACAAUGUUUCUCACAAUUCAGACUGGACGAGGUCUUCUUGUCUUUCAAUGGCGGGAAAGACUGCACGGUCUUACUAGACCUUACAAUAAACGUAUUAAAGGAUAUUCAUCAAAAAGAUGAUAUCGCGAAAGAUCUGAAAGUCGUAUACAUGCGUACUAAGGGACCUUUUAGAGAAAUCGAGUCUUUUAUAGAAGAAGUUGAGGCGCAUUAUAAAGUUAAAUUGGUUGUGACUGAGGGUGAAAUGAAGACUGCGUUAGAAAAUAUAUUGGAAGGCGACAGGAGAUUGAAAGCUUGCCUUAUGGGAACUAGACGGACUGAUCCUUAUAGUCAGAACUUGAAGUUUAUGCAGAAGACGGAUUCAUCCUGGCCCCAGGUAGUACGUGUAUUUCCAAUUCUCAACUGGAGUUAUCAUCAAAUAUGGAGUUACAUUCUGCAGCGUCACGUUCCUUACUGCAAUCUAUAUGAUAUUGGUUACACAUCAAUUGGUAGCAUUCACAAUACGUGCCCGAACCCGUCCUUAGCGUACACCAUUAGCGGGCACAUUGCGUACAAGCCGGCGUGGCUACUUGACGACCCAACAAUGGAACGCGACGGCAGAAUGACAGCUGUCAACAGCCGGGGUUCGACGGAUGGCAUAGGAAACACAUUGACAGAUGUCAUGAGUGAAUCUGUGAAUGGACACGCUUACAAAGCAGAUAAAACUGAUUCUAUCAGCAACACACUUAACACGGCGUAA